AUGAAUAGAAUAGAAAUUAUUAAAAACCAUUUAUUAUUUUCACAACUACAACCACAACCACAACAAAAACAAUUUAAUAAUAAUAAUAAUGUUUUAAAAGAAAUGGAAAAUAAUAAAAUUAAAAUUAUAGAAUAUAAAAAUGGAUGUAAAAGAAUAAUAUUAAAUAGAAGUGAAGCAUUGAAUUCAUUAACUAUGGAAAUGUUAAAAUUUUUAUCAGAAAAACUUAAAGAAUUUAAUAAUGAUGAUAAUUGUAAAUUUGUAAUAAUAAAUAGUAGUACAGAGAAAUCAUUUUGUUCAGGUGGUGAUAUUAAAGAGUUUUCACAAUUGUCACGCUCAUCAGCUGGUGUUAAUGAAUUCAUUAGAGUAGAAUAUGCAAUGGAUCAUUUAAUUCAUACAUUUAAUAAACCAAUUCUAUCAUUCGUUAAUGGUAUUGUCAUGGGUGGUGGUGUAGGUCUAAGCAUACAUUCUAGUCAUAGAAUUAUAGGUGAUAAUGUUCAAUGGGCAAUGCCUGAAAAUAGAAUUGGAUAUUUUCCAGAUGUGGGUACAAGUUAUUUUUUAUCUAGACUUGGUUCAAUUGGAUUAUAUUUAGCAAUGGUUGGGGUAAAGAUAAAUUCAAAAGAUUUGAUAAAUGUGAAAUUGGCAACUCAUUAUAUACCAAAUGAAUUAUUUGAAAGAACAUUGGAAGAGUUAUGUAAUGAUGAUGAUAUUGAAGGUUAUAGACAAAUUGAAUUCAUUUUAAAUAAGUAUAGAAAGACAUUGUAUCCUGAUAAAGAGUCUUCUCAUUUAGUUCUUUAUCAAUCAAUAAUUAAUAGAUGUUUUAAUAAUAAAGAAUUUAAAUCAGUGAAAGAGAUAUUGAAUCAAUUGAAAGUGGAGAUUGAAAAUGUGGAUAAUAAAAACAAUAAAGAUGAAAUUGAAUGGGCUUCAAAAACAUUAUCUAUACUAUUAGAUCAAUUAUGUCCGACAUCAGUUUGUGUCUCAUUUGAAAUUAUUAAACGUGCUUUACAAAUGAAUAUUGAUCAAAUCUUUCAAAUGGAAGUCAGGGUUGGUACUAGAUUGGGCAAUAGACAAGAUUUAACUCAAGGUGUUUUCAAAACUUUAAUUGAUAAAACUCAUAAACCAAUUUAUUCACCUUCAUCAAUAUAUGAUAUAAAUCAAUCUUUUAUUGAUUCUUUCUUUUUACCUUUUGAUGAUGGUGAUGAAAAAAAAGAAUUUUCAAUAAUCUAA
Messenger RNA from Dictyostelium discoideum AX4, 1224 nucleotides. RefSeq names its product enoyl-CoA hydratase/isomerase domain-containing protein. Gene Ontology annotation, molecular function: 3-hydroxyisobutyryl-CoA hydrolase activity. The transcript is spliced from 2 exons. The record is from RefSeq and is a predicted model, not a curated record. Lineage: Eukaryota; Evosea; Eumycetozoa; Dictyosteliales; Dictyosteliaceae. Bases 1 to 1224 code for a protein of 407 amino acids.